Molecule: messenger RNA, 1179 nt
Organism: Eruca vesicaria subsp. sativa (arugula)
Lineage: Eukaryota; Viridiplantae; Streptophyta; Magnoliopsida; Brassicales; Brassicaceae
Source: the annotation of a GenBank genome assembly
AUGUCUCCUGCAAUUAGAAUGAAGAGCACGGCGACACUCUCUAUUCAAAUCAUUACAUUUUUUCUCUUUACCGCCACUCUCUCAUCAUCAUCCCCUCCCAGUGGCUUCAGCAUCGACUUAUUCCAACGUCGCUCUAAUUCAUCUUCUUCUCGAAUCUCUCUCGGAUCAUCUCCUUACGCCGAUACCAUCUUUGCUUCCUUCGACUAUAUUAUGAAACUACAAAUCGGUACGCCUCCUGUCGAGAUCGAAGCUUUCUUAGACACAGGAAGCGAUCUCAUCUGGACAAACUGUUUGCCUUGUACGAACUGCUUUAAACCAUUCGAUCCUUCAAAAUCCUCGACCUACAAAGAGAAAACAUGCAAUGGCAGUUCUUGUCUGUAUGAGAUAAUCUACUUAGACAAAAGCUACUCAAGAGGAACAUUUGCAACCGAAACUGUCACGAUCCAAUCAACUUCAGGCCAACCCUAUGUAAUGCCUGAAACCAUCAUUGGAUGUUCCCACAACUCCUCAGUAGAUUUUAAAGCAUUCCCUUCAGGGGUUGUUGGUCUAAACUGGGGACCUUUAUCACUUGUCUCUCAAAUGGGUGAAGACAUGUUAGGUCUCAUGUCUUACUGCUUUUCUCGUAAAGGAACUAGUAAGCUCAACUUUGGAAGUAAUGCUAUUGUGUCAGGAAAUGGAACUGUAUCAGCUAAUUUGUUUAGGAAGAAGGAGCCACCUAAUAUGUAUUACCUAAACCUAGACGCUGUCAGCGUUGGGAAGACUCGCGUUGAAACACUUGGGACACAGUUUCACGCCACAAACGGGAACAUUAUCAUUGACUCUGGAACAACUUACACCUACUUGCCCGAGAGCUAUUGCAACAAAGUGAGGACGGAAGUGGAAAACGUUGUGAAAGCGGAACGAGAAGCUUCCUCACCAGACAACAUGCUUUGCUACAAAACGAGUAAUAUGGAUUUCUUUCCCGUGAUAACAAUGCAUUUCCAAGGUGGUGCGGAUCUUGUUCUGGAUAAAUACAAUACGUUUAAGACCAAUGGAGAAGUCACUUGUCUGAUGAUUAUUUGUGAUCUAUUAAUACCAACUUUUGGUAACAGGGGGCAAAACAAUUUUUUGGUUGGGUAUGAUCCUUCUUCACAAUUGGUUUCUUUUAAACCUACUAAUUGUUCAGCUUUGUGGAGUUAG